AUGAAAGACAGCAAAGGCUGGGAUGGGAAGCUGAGGGUGGAACCAAAAGCCACGAUCACGAACCCUGAGGCUCUGGAGGAUCCGGAGUAUUCGGACUCGGAUGCGCCGCCGGUGGAGGAAAUCGAGGCCGAUGAGGACUUGCUUGAGGAUGAGGAUAGAGACACUCCGGACAUCGAUCUCGUACAUUGUCGCAUCCGAUCUAUCCCAGCUCUUCGGUUAGAGCGAUUUACCAAGUUGCAGAGAAUAUGCCUCCGACAAAACCAGAUUACGCGCAUCGAGUUUCCCUCGGAGAUCGCGCCGACGAUGCUCGAGCUCGACUUAUACGAUAACCUCAUCUCGCAUAUGCGGGGUCUCGACGACUUCCGGGACCUGACGAGUCUCGAUCUGAGCUUCAACAAGAUCAAGCAUAUCAAGAACAUCUCGCAUCUGGUGCAUCUGACGGAUUUGUACUUUGUGCAGGACCGGAUAUCGAAGAUUGAGGGGCUGGAGGGGCUGACCAAGUUGCGGAAUUUGGAGCUGGGGGCGAAUAGGAUCCGGGAAAUCGAGAACCUGGAGACUCUGGCCGCGCUGGAGGAGCUGUGGCUGGGGAAGAACAAGAUCACUGAGAUGAAGAACCUCGACGCGCUCUCGAACCUCCGCAUCAUCUCCAUCCAAUCGAACCGACUCACCAGCAUCACCGGCCUCUCCUCUCUCCAGAACCUCGAAGAACUCUACCUAUCGCACAACGCCAUCACGGACCUCAGCGGCCUCGAGUCGAAUACCGCGCUACGCGUCCUGGAUUUCUCUAACAAUCAGGUCUCGAAGCUGGAACACAUCUCGCACCUGAAGAACCUGGAGGAACUGUGGGCAUCGAACAACCAGCUCGCCAGCUUUGAGGAGGUGGAGCGCGAGCUGAAGGAUACAAAGACUCUCAAUACGGUGUAUUUCGAGGGGAACCCGUUGCAGACCAAGGGCCCGGCGGUAUAUCGGAAUAAGGUGCGGUUGGCGCUGCCGCAGAUCAUGCAAAUUGAUGCGAGUAAGUUUGGGCUGAAAUUAUAUGAAGAGAAUGGAGGCUAA
Messenger RNA from Aspergillus clavatus NRRL 1, 1056 nucleotides. RefSeq names its product putative protein phosphatase PP1 regulatory subunit Sds22. Lineage: Eukaryota; Fungi; Ascomycota; Eurotiomycetes; Eurotiales; Aspergillaceae. Gene Ontology annotation, molecular function: protein binding. Bases 1 to 1056 code for a protein of 351 amino acids. The transcript is spliced from 6 exons. The record is from RefSeq and is a predicted model, not a curated record.